AUGUAUGGAGAUUUGGUCAACAAGCUGGUACUCGAAGCCAAGCGGGCUCAACAAUUGAACGAAAGCUCAAAAUCUGAGCAUUUACCGAUGUAUCAGGACGAUUUAGUUCGAAACACAUUAAGGGAAAUUGAGCAAUUGAAGAGAGACGCAGAGUUGUUGAAAAGUCAACAGGAACUGAAUCAAGUGGAAGACAAGGUUGCACGGUGUCAACAUUUCGUGACGCUUCUUUGCAUGGAACGUAACAAGAGAGGCUUAUUGGCAUAUCAAAAACUGCGAAGUGACACUUUGGAUGCAAUGGCUUGGAAUAAACAUGGUUUGGACUCUGUCACAGCACUAGCCGCGGGGGAAGGUGCAGACGCGUCUCUGUCGCAUCAGGAAGAAGAGUAUUUGAAGGACUACACGCAAAUAAUUGCCGAUAUGAAAAGUGGAGAGUUUACUGAUAUCGAUUUGUCCGGCAGUUUGACGCCUCCCAGCGAUGUGUUCAUUGACGUGCGGGUGCUCAAGGACGCAGGUGAGAUUCAGACCGAAUAUGGUGUAUUCAAUCUUAUCAAGGAUUCCCAGUUUUUCGCACGUCAAGCAGACGUAGAACGACUUAUUCAACAGGGAUUCUUGCAGAGAUUGUAG
Molecule: messenger RNA, 624 nt
Organism: Lachancea mirantina
Lineage: Eukaryota; Fungi; Ascomycota; Saccharomycetes; Saccharomycetales; Saccharomycetaceae
Source: the annotation of a GenBank genome assembly